AUGAAAUCACCUAGCAAUGCUGAUAUUAUUCGGAACGUUAACAGAAGGAGACCGACUCCGACAUCCACCUCCUUCGACAUGAGUAAUACAGAGAAAUUUACAUCAACAUCAUCAUUGUCACUAGACGGUGGGAAUGUCAGACGUCGGGGAGCCGUUUAUAUAUUUUCUCGAAAUUUCCGGCAAUUCCUGUCCGAGACAACGCUGCACGGAGCACGCUACACAGCCAACAACGAAUACCAUGUGGUUCGCCGGUUUUUUUGGUGCGUAUUGGUAAUUGGAGUUAGUAUAGGACUUAUAAUAAUUCUUUGGGGAGAAGUUUCAAACUAUUUUCAAUAUCCAACGAACUCGUUAAUAUCAAUACACUACACGUCAAAGCUGAAUUUCCCCGCCAUCACCCUCUGCAACUACAAUAGAAAUCGGAAGUCCGUGAUUGGCGGGACACCAGUAGAUGCACUGAUGACGCAGUUGUAUUCGUCUGCUAGAUUGGAUGUAAAGUAUAACAUCAAUUUCGAUUGGUCGCUAUUGGAAAAUACGACGGCCAUCUUGAACCGCACACAAUUUGAGCUCGAGGCAGCCCACCAAAAGGAGUCAUUUAUUGUGGCGUGCAAUUACCAGGGCGAUGGUGUAGAGAGAUUGUGUGGACCGAACAAUUUUACAACAACGUUUACAGAAUUUGGUGUGUGUUAUACGUUCAAUAACGACCCGGAAAACCAGCUGUUUGUGACGAAGUUCGGUUCGAACAGCGGUCUUCGCGUUCGGUUAUUCACGGACGAAAAUGAGUAUACAUUUGGGAAGCAGACUGGUAGUGGAUUCAAGGUUCUUUUAUAUUCUCCUGGUGAUGUUCCAUUAGUCCAGCAGCUUGGCUUUGCUGUACCGACGGGUGUAGACGCCCUAGUCGCUAUUCGCUUAGAAAAGUCGAUAAACCUUCCUCCUCCCUUUCCAACAAAAUGCUCGAAUGCACCAUUGAAGUACUACGACGGUAAUUACACAUAUGUCUGGUGUGCACUGGAGAAAAUUACAGACUUCGUUGUCAGCGCAUGUGGCUGCAGAGAGCCGUACAUGCCUGGAUCGAAGAGAGUUUGCAAUCUGAAAGAGUCUAUAGUGUGUGUUAUCCCCGUCAUGGACGACUCAACGGAAAGAAGCGUGACUUACUGUGGUGUUGGAUGUGAUGUCACUCGAUUCGAUUCCAGAGUAACUUACGCAGAUUUUCCGGCCAAACCUAUACUUGAGCAUAUGUCUUCGACCACUAAUGAAUCAUCCGAGUAUUUUAGACGUAAUUAUGCAGAUAUAUCAUUUUUCGCGGAAGACAUGACCUUCAAACUAACUAAAACCGUUCCUGUAAUGACAGGCGCUACCUUAGUGAGUAAUUUUGGUGGAUUAAUGGGUCUUUGCCUUGGUGCCAGCCUGCUCACUGCCGUUGAGUUCAUCGACUUUAUAUUAUUCUGCUUCUGUAAAAGUUAG
Saccoglossus kowalevskii is the source of this 1461-nucleotide messenger RNA. RefSeq names its product acid-sensing ion channel 1-like. Gene Ontology annotation, cellular component: plasma membrane. Gene Ontology annotation, biological process: sodium ion transmembrane transport. The record is from RefSeq and is a predicted model, not a curated record. Lineage: Eukaryota; Metazoa; Hemichordata; Enteropneusta; Harrimaniidae. Gene Ontology annotation, molecular function: ligand-gated sodium channel activity.